AUGGCUUUUGCCGCCUACACGCCCAAGGCGCGGGUCCAGAAGCCGGCGCCGCCCUUCAGCGGCACUGCCGUCGUCGAUGGCACCUUCGAAGACCUCUCCCUCACGCAGUUCACGUCGACCAAGCAAUGGCUCGUCCUGGGCUUCGUGCCCAUGGCAUGGACCUUCGUGUGCCCGACUGAGAUCAUCGCCUUCAGCGAGCGCGCCGCCGACUUCGAGGCCCGCAACACAAAGGUCGUCUUCGCGUCCACCGACUCCGAGUACAGCCUGCUUGCGUGGACCAACGCGAGCAGGAGGGAUGGCGGCCUCGGCAAGAUCGACAUCCCGCUGCUGAGCGACAAGAACCACCAGCUCAGCAAGGACUACGGCGUGCUGAUUGAGGAGGAGGGCAUUGCGCUGCGGGGGCUGUUCGUCAUUGAUCCCAAUGGCAUUGUGCGACAGAUCACCAUCAACGACCUCCCCGUCGGCCGCUCCGUCGACGAAACCCUCCGCCUCAUCGACGCCUUCCAGUUCACCGACAAGUACGGCGAAGUCUGCCCCGCCAACUGGAACCCCGGCGACUCCACCAUCAAAGCCACCCCCGAGGGCAACAAGGAGUUCACCGCAAAGGCCUACGCAGACACCAAGAUGGCUGACACCAACGGUACGAAAUAG
Molecule: messenger RNA, 651 nt
Organism: Paraphaeosphaeria sporulosa
Lineage: Eukaryota; Fungi; Ascomycota; Dothideomycetes; Pleosporales; Didymosphaeriaceae
Product: thioredoxin-like protein
Exons: 3
Coding region: 1-651 (216 amino acids)
Biological process (GO): cellular response to stress; response to oxidative stress; cell redox homeostasis
Cellular component (GO): cytosol
Molecular function (GO): thioredoxin peroxidase activity
Source: RefSeq, a predicted model, not a curated record